UCAUAUUAUAUCAGAAUAAUAAGUAACAAGUAAAAAUAUUUAUCAUGAAUGCUAAAUGAGUGGAUUCCAUUGUUUAACAGUAAAUUCAGAAUUAAAAAACCAAGAGCGGCCAUAGUCCCUCUCGUGGGGUUUUUUGUUCUCCGCCGAUUUUGUGCGGCUACUUUGCUUCUAUUGACGAGGCAUUGUUUCCAUGGUUGUGGACGGAAGUAAGGCAGGGACAGGAGGGUUGCUGCAGCGGCUCAACAGCGAUGGUAGGGCGCCAGCAAGCGAUGGACAAGGGGAACAAUUGAUCGAGAAACACAUCGGGAAGGCUUGUCUGGUGAUCAAUUCAGCUCAUCAGGAAACCAAACGUCGGAGGACUGGUGCAACGGACUGGAGCAGAGGCGCUAGGGUUUGGAGCCGUGUCUUGCCCACGUCAAAAAUCAUAGCGAAGGUCCGGCCUCCUCCUGAACCACCACCAUGGGUUGUACGAUGUGCUAGAGUCUGUGAAAGUUUUCCUAUUAAUUUUUAUUAUUUUGUCAUUUGGUUUCUUGCUACCGUCUAUGUUGGUAGGUUUGUCAAUUUGUUUGGGAUUUUAGCCUUUUUUAUGUCAUUGGGUAUUUUUGGAUCUAUGGGAACAGAGACGGUUGUGUCAACUGUCAAGCCCGGUGCAUGGUUAGCGAUUCAUGUUGCUCUUUCAGGGGUGACCGUCUCUAAGUCUGAUCAUAGGGUUUACAAUCGUAGUUAUUGCUGUUUAGUUGGUGUCAGAUUUUUUUUUUUUGAUUGAUGUAAUGAUCCUGAAACUUAUGAUAUGAAUAGAGGCAAGUUUACGAUUAAAAAAAGAAAUGCUAAAUGAGUUUUAAAAGUGAG
Molecule: messenger RNA, 849 nt
Organism: Cuscuta europaea
Lineage: Eukaryota; Viridiplantae; Streptophyta; Magnoliopsida; Solanales; Convolvulaceae
Source: the annotation of a GenBank genome assembly